Molecule: messenger RNA, 6878 nt
Organism: Bacillus rossius redtenbacheri
Lineage: Eukaryota; Metazoa; Arthropoda; Insecta; Phasmatodea; Bacillidae
Product: CTD small phosphatase-like protein 2-B
Exons: 9
Coding region: 801-2009 (402 amino acids)
Molecular function (GO): phosphoprotein phosphatase activity
Source: RefSeq, a predicted model, not a curated record
UACCAAACCUACUUCUGUAAGAUUGUCUAUCUAAAUAUCUUAGAAUUUAUCUGGUAUUUUAUCUUGUACUAAGAAUGAAAUUACUGCAAAUGUAACUAUUUUUACUACCGAAGUUGGUUUUGUGCGUGGGAAAUCGGGUAGAAAAAAAAAUGAGGGGAGGUAAGAUUGGUUAAGUUAAGUCUGAUUAAAAUUCCCGCGCACGUCUCGUAGGACUGUUUUUGUUAUGAAUUUACGGCGCAUGUAAACAGUUGUGUUGCGACUGCAGUGCUAUCUAUGGUUUAGGAAAAUAGUAGUGAAGAAUUAAUCAAUAAGCUGCAUGAGUAUUAAAAUGUAAAAUAAAUACUUUCCCAUUUUUUUUAAAAAUAUAUUUAAAGUUUUUAUUGAGUUCAUUUGUAUAUUUGUAUCAAAUUCCAAUACUGGUUCCCUGACCAUUACAUAGAUGUCAGCACUGUGUACGUUUUCACUUGAAGAAAGUAGUUCAUUAAAAUUCAAAUUUCAACUUUUAAGACAGAAGACAAUUUUGAGUUUUAGGUGUAUGAGGUUUAAUAUUUCAGUCUAUUAUUAAUUUUUCACUUAAAAUUUCUAUUUUGAAGCUUGUAUGUGAGCGUUGUUGUAACAUUUCAAGGCUCUGGGAUUUUACGCGGUUUCGUGUGUCAGUGUAGCCAUCUUGGAUGUGUGCGGACUGCCCUAGGUAACUUGUAGGUGUUUUAAAAUUUCGUAAUUUGUAGUAAAAACUGUGUGCAACGACCGCAGAGAAGAAAUUUAUCAUACCGGUGAUGGCGGCGCGCAGCGGGUGAGCCAUGUGGCUGCGCAGCGAGCGCAAGGAGCGGCGGUGUCGCCGGCUGGGCAGCCGCGUGGUCACCGUGUCGCUCGGCCCCAUGAAGAAGGCCCUGGGCGCGCCGGGCCGCCUCAGUCGCAGCGGCCGCGUCAGUCGCUGGCGGCGGCGCAGCGCCGGCCUGCUCAAGGAGACGUGCCGCGAGAACGUGCUGCCGUACGGCGCCGGCGGCUGCCGGCUGAAGAAGAUCGGCAAGCCGCACCAGGAGACCAAGGGCAGCUUCGAGGACGAGCCCAUCAUCACGUCGACGCCGCUGCACCAUGUGCCCAAGGAGGCGCUGGCGGCUGUGACGAAGCUCAGCGAGGAGACGAAGGAGAACUGGCAGUCGGCGGUGCUGCCCGGGGUGUCGGAGCUGUCCCUGUUCAGCCCCGUGUACCCCGACCUGGCCGAGGAGCUGGCCCCGCCCGACCUCGCCUGCCUGCUGGAGGAGGAGGCCGCCCGGGCCGGCCAAGAGGCGCAGGGCGGCUACUACGAGGACGCGGCCUGCGCCGGGACGGGCGAGGAGGUGGUGGAGGCGGAGGACGGCUGGGAGCCCUUCGACCCGUACCUGUUCAUCAAGCACCUGCCGCCGCUCAGCGUGGAGAUGCGUGCGCGCUGCCCCGCGCUGCCCCUCAAGACCCGCAGCAGCCCCGAGUUCUCCCUCGUGCUGGACCUGGACGAGACUCUGGUGCACUGCAGCCUGCAGGAGCUGGAGGACGCGUCGUUCAGCUUCCCCGUGCUGUUCCAAGACUGCAGCUACACGGUGUUCGUGCGCACGCGCCCCUUCUUCCGGGAGUUCCUGGAGAGGGUGUCGCACCUGUUCGAGGUGGUCCUGUUCACGGCCUCCAAGCGGGUGUACGCGGACAAGCUGCUCAACCUGCUGGACCCCUCUCGCCGCUGGAUCAAGUACCGCCUUUUCCGGGAGCACUGCGUAUGUGUCAACGGGAACUACAUAAAGGACCUGUCGAUUCUCGGACGAGAUCUCUCCAAGACAAUCAUCAUCGACAAUUCCCCGCAAGCGUUUGGCUAUCAGUUGGAGAAUGGCAUCCCAAUUGAAAGCUGGUUCGUCGACCAAUCAGACACGGAGCUGAUAAAGCUGCUGCCUUUUCUGGAGGACUUGGUGCAGAUGAGAGAAGACGUGCGACCACACAUCCGGGACAAGUUCAAGCUGUUCAGCUACCUUCCCCCUGAUUAGACACGGCCCGAUUGCGUCACAGGAACGGACUGCUUUUUAUACGUCUGCGAGGAAAGAACACGCAAACACACGCGCACGCGCUGCAUUUCAUACAUCGGCUCUCUCUCUCUCUUCCCGACGCGGGCGAUCGGUACCUGGCGUCUCCCCUGGCCUCUCAACGCCGGACUUCGAGGUCAGGCGUGUGGACAAGUUUGUUUUCGGUUUUUCCCCGAAGAGCGAAGACUUGUUUUAUUGAGUGGCUGAGAUGUUUGCAGCGUGUUUUUAAUUAGCGAAGAUAGAAACUGACCUACAUUGCAGAAGAUUCCCGACUCGCAACAUGUCGAAACUUUUUUUUUUUGUCUGCUGUAAACGUGUGGAGUUCCCCCCACCCCCACCCCCCCACACCUGUCUCUGUACUAUUUCUGUUCGCUUUGCGCCGAGACCGUGUUUGCGGUGUCAGCGUUGGCGCAAGUCGUCCAACCAACCAAUUUGUACAUAGCUUGUAUUCACACCUGCAUGUUUAUUGUUUAAGAAACAGGAUCAUUUUGAAUCCUUGUGCCUUCUGGGUUCCAGUCAAGGACUUGCUCGCCAACGGCUCGGUCACAUUCAGAAAUUAUGGAAUACACACUUAGCUCACUGUUUAGGUUGUGAAGUAUUGUAGUUAUAUAGAAUGUUGAGUCCAUUCUUCAAUACGAAAAAUGAUUGAUGGCACGGACAUAGUAGUAUAGUAAAAAACAAUGCAAUAAUAAUAAUAAUAAUUGUUUUUAGUAAAAUUAUGAUCCUGUUGGGAUAUUCUAAACACUAUGCAAAAGCAGCUUUGUGCAUCAUUUCCAUUACAUGACCAUAAUAGUUCUGUUGGUAAAUCACUAUCCCACGUUUUUAUCAAUAAUAUAUCUUAAGUGCAUGGUCAACUAGUUGACUUUGGCCGUUUUGACCAUGCAGUACCAGAUGAUACAUAUUGAUGUGGUGUAUGGUUUAUGCCAAGUUUAUCUUAGUGUUUGUCUACAUUUCGGAGGAAGUUGCAGGUGUAUACAGUAAUUUCUGCUGGAAUGUUUGCAACUGCUAAAUGACAAUGCACUUACUCACGGUUGGAACCCAGAAGACAAAUGGAUCUAGAAAGUGUCUUCAGAAGCCAGCAAACUUUGAUGUUAACAUUUCAGAAUGGUAACUAGGCCAUAUUAAUUUGACUGUAAUAUUGUGCUAAUUGGUUGAAGGUUCUGACAAAGAAUUACUUAUUGGCACAGCUGUUCGAAGCAAAAAUUGCCCAUCUGAUGUAUUAUUCUUCAAACCCCAAGAUAAAUGCACAGCCUAACUUGCAGUGAUUUGAGAGAAAACUUUCAAGCCAUUUUAACAAACUAGUAUUUGCGAGGUCAACCUUUUUCUUAAAAAUUUUUUAUUAAUAGUAUGGUAUUUUUUUUAUAAUUUUUUACACAUUUAUAAAUUAAAAAUUGAAACUAAGGCUGCUAACAAAAUGUUAUGUGUUAUGAUGAAAGAAGAAGGGGUGUAUUUCUUUUCUAGCUCUGCUUUCAUGAUAUUAAUUAAAAUUAAGGGAUGAUAAUAAUAAAAUAAUCCUUACUCUAUCUGUAAUAGUUGCCAUUCUGUGAUUGACAUCUAGAAAACGUUUACUUAUAUGUGAGAAGUUGAAAAUAUUUUAAUGGAAGUCAUUUUGAACUUCAAAGUUUGCAAAAGUUAUAGUACAAGUAUAAAUAAUGUUUUCUAAAAUGUAAAGCUAUAAGAAAAAAUUAUUGGAGUAGAAUCUUUUGUAAAUACGUAAUGUUAAAUAAGAUUUACACGGUUAACUUAAAGAGAGCAACAUAUUUUCACCUAGAGCAAAGUAUAAUAAUAAGUAUGCACAUAGUAAGUUUGUAAAAAAAAGUAAGAUAAGUAAAUAAGGAACUUGUUAUGAGUCGUGCGACUUGUUAGACUUUGUCAUUCAUGGCACAGCACAAUCGUGUAAAACUUUGCAAUACGAUGUUCUUGUAUUUAAUAUUUCAUCUCCUGCACGCAGAUCACUACUGCAGUGAUGACAACGUGGGCGUAGGUAUCAGCGUGAGAGUUAACAGUGUUUCCACAAAAACUGUGCAUCUUGUUUUGUGUCCUCUCUUUAUUUUGUUUGACUAGCAGUUUAAGAUCAACAGUGUCACAGGAAGCAACUUCCACAAGUUCAUUAAAUCGUUAAUUUAGAAGCUUACAUCGGCGCGGUGUUGCAGACACGACUUUUCACCGGAAGCACCAAGGUUGUCAGGACUGGGCGCUCCUUGCCAUGCCAUUUUAAUUCACUAUGGUUCGAGGAACUUCAAUAUAGUGCUUUAACAUCAUUGCUGGUAUUCUGAAUACCCUUGUAAGUUGUAACCAAUCACAAAUUAAAAUUGAGAACCUUAUUCGUAGUAGAGAUUUUACUAAGUCUUUUCAAGCAUUUAAGUAUUUCCUGGGUUUUUUUUUCUGCACCACUCGGACAAUUAUGUUCUUUAUGUGGAAGAGGUAAAAAUCAAAGCUGCCUUCCAUUUUUUAAAUAUAAAAAAUUUAUGCAAUUAUAAUUAUUGUAUUGUGGUUACCUGCAGCCAGUUUUUUUUAUUUUUUUUUUUUUUUUUGCCUUGACAAAGGUAAUUUUCCAGUAAAAACUAUAAAAAUAAUUGUUGCCUAUGACUUUUAAAGUUGAACAAACAGGUUGAAAUGAGCAUGGAAAGGAAAAUGGCUCUUAUCAUUGGUUAUAUAACCGCCUUUACUUCCGUGGCGUGGUUCAAAGUUAUUUACCAUAGCACAUGUCACUCAAAUGAGGUUCCAUAGGAAUCUUUGAAUCACAGUAAGAAAAUAAUGCAACAUGUAGAUAGCUCUCACAAUACUGGUGUUACAGAAAUCCUUUUAGAAAAAAUAGCACUUGUUUGUGCUGGUAAUUAUUUUUAUUGUUGAGUAGGUUUAAAACCCGCUGAAUAAUUAUUUAUAAAAAAGUGUAAUGAGAGGAAGUUGCUGCCUGAUCAUCAUCUAGUUUCGUAGGUUGUGCAUAUACUGUAGUGUUCUGUCAUCACUUUGUAGCGACGACUGUCGGGGUGGUGCCAUUGCGCACGGUGUUUCACAGCCGUCACUCGAGUCAAGUUACUGACCGUGCCCGAAGCAUUAAUUUCGUAUUGCUGCCAUUGCGUUGAGGUGUUUAUUUUUCUGGUUUCUCAAGUUAAUUAAUUCCUUUAAUUUUUCACUGGGAAAAUUGAUCUAAGAAUUAAUAUAUUGUGAUAAGGCCACAUCGUAGCUUUUUCAAGUGUUUUUAUAUUAAAUCCAAUUUAUCCUAAUAUUAUUGGCAUGGCAAGGCAAGAAUAAUAUCUUACCAAGCUUCUACCUUGUACAAUGUGAUAUGUAGGUAUUAACAGGCUCCAUACAGCACGCUACAUCGACAUUUUGAACUUAGUCAAAUCUCUGUGCAAGAGUUUAUCUAAGUGUGUUUGUUCUGAGGCUGUGAAGCUCCGUGCAGAUGAUUGGCUGCUGAUGAUUGCAUAAUGUCUUUCAUCGCCUGGCACCGCGCCAGCCGUCAAUUCCCCAAGAACAACUUGUAGUGAGUGUGUCGUAGCCGUUAACUUUUAUACCGUACGCUGAGUACUUUUUAAGUUUCCCGAAUGUCAGGUGUUGUCCGUGCAAGUACUUCUGUCUAGUGUCGGCAUUGCGUUACAAAUGUGUAGUUUUGUGCACCUUGCACUUAUCCAGCGAGAUUUUGCUGUGUCCAGUGCUUGGAAUAACAUUCGUGUCCUUGUGUUCCGAGGAGGUUGGCUCCGAGCGUUACUACUUAUGAUGAUGCUGACGAAACAUAAGCGCAAACUGUGUUCCAUCACCAGCACGUUCGGUCAUUGUUCUCGGUAAUUGUGGACUGUAUUUUGUAUUAUUAUUAUUCGUUUUUAAGAUUUUUAUUAUUUUUGUUGUAUUGUACAUUUUUUGUGUCCAAGGCCCUUUUCCAAAUUUGAUACCUGAUGAGCCAAUAUAGUUCUGACAUUCUCAGUGUUGCAUACCAACGAAUUAAGUUUUGUGUUGUAACUGUGCUUGCAAAAUGUGUAACUGGAAAUGUCAAAACUUUGGUACCUAUUGGGGUUGUAAAUUUGGAAUCCAAUGCAAGUAUUUAGGAAAAUUGCUGUCAGAUCAAGCUGACAGCUCCUCUGGUGCUCGCGUGGAUCUGAUGUUUCACCCAUAAAUCGCGAGCUUGUGUCCGGGACUACAUGUUUGAAUAUUGUUAACUCGAGGCUGGAUCCUCAGGAAAUUACUAUUUUUCACUUCUCAGAAUUUUGCAGUCCCGUUCUUUGCGAUCUGAAUUCACGCAGCUUGUUCCUCGUGCAUGUUUCGCCAUGCGCCUUUUCCGGGAAUGCCAGCUUUUCAAAUUCGUACCCUCUCUUGCCAGUUGGAGCCCAAAGAUAAUGUGGACAAUGGCUGAAUGGAACAGUCCAACCGAAUCAAUCAAAGAUCAGUUUCUGUAUCUCAUAAGUUUUUUUAAUGUAUUUUUGUUAUACUGUUUGUAUUAAGUUACCUGUAAGUAUUGAAGCAUUUUUUUAUACCAAAAAUGCUGACAUUUUGUGUCUGUCGAAGGUUACAGCUUUUAUGAAUUUAAAUUGAACUGUAAGGCAUUUAGUUUUUUAGUGAAUGGUAUUAACAGUGCUUAUUUAGUGCUAUUUAUGUUUCAUUUUUUUUUUAAUGGUAUGAUAAUCAAAGUUUCACUUCCUUGCUUAAUGUUUAUUAAGUUGCACUUUUGUAAGGUAACACUUCAAUCAUUUAUUUACAUUUUUUCAGUGUUAUUAUUUUUUUUAUGAAUACAUGUAUUUUUAUGUAAAUAUAUUGACUAUAGUUCUUCAGCACAAAAUGUGAGAACCUGUAAUGACUUCUAUCAUCUGUAAAAUAAACAUGUUAUCAAAGAUAAAA